ACAUUUAUUUUUUUAAUCGUCGCGUAAAAGUGACUGUAAUAUUUUAACCUUUUAUUUUUCUUUUUGAAAAUUUGGCAAAUAGCUAUGAAUAUUUAUGUAUAAAUGUAUAAAAAAUUUAUAUAAAUGAAUAAAAUUGACUAAUAGAAAUAUCUUAAUUACAUAUAUUGUUUACAUUUAACCAAAAAAAAAAUUAACUUUUCCAUACAUAUAUAACAUCUUAAGUGGAAAAUAUAUAUACAUAUAUCUAUAUAUACAUUAUUUACAUACAUAUAUACAAAAGAUAAAUAUACGUAUUACGUAUAUAGGUACACACCAUAAUUUAAAAAUCUGAUGAAAACGCUUCAAAAGGAAAAGCAAGUUGUGAAAUAGUUAUAAUUAUAUAUUAUAAAAAGUUCGAUCUUACGCGUAUUUAAAUAUAAAAUUGAUUUUAAAUAAUUGUAUUAUAUACAUAAUAAUUUAUCUACAUACAUACAAAUAUGGUGUGAUUUAAAAAUUUUGGAAAAAAAAAAUAAUGAUUAAAAGAAAGAAAAAAAUUCUAGGUAAAUAAUCACAAACUACUAAAAAUAGAAUAAAAAAGAAGAUAAUCUAAUUAAGGUGCAAUACAAUAGACAACAGGUUCUAGAAACAAAAUAUACUAUUACACACUUGCGUCUCAUUAUUUUGGAUAAAAUAAAAAUUUUAUUUUUCAAACAUAAUUGGAUUAUUUUUAUUUCCGUAGUACCUACCUAGCCACAUAUUUUAUAAUUGUGCUAAAGUAAUAAAAAUUUUUAUAUUGUUACAGCAAAGAUUUACCUCCAAAUUGUUACAAAUUCCUUGUAUGAUGGCAAAAAAUGGCGGCUAGACCUUCAAGGCCGCCGGAAUUAAAGUUAUCGAAUAACGAAGAAGAAGAAGAGGAAGAGAACUCAUCCACAAUAAUAAAUUCAAGUUAUAAUAAUACACCAAAUACUUCUUUGUUAAAAGAUCAACCAAAACAACAAAGUCGAUGUCCAAAAAUUGCAAGCAAAAACGAUUGCUCUUGUACAAAUAUAAGUAUAAUGCACUUAUUUCAUGAAAUGAAACAAAAAUUUCCAACUGUACCUGAUAAUAUCGUUAAUCAAUGUGUUAUAAGCAAUUGUCACGAUCGUGAAAAUUGCAUAAGAAGCUUACAAAAUGAGUUAAAUUUAUAUUCAACAACAUCACAAUCUUAUCCUUCAAAUGCACUUCGUAUUCAACAAAGUCCAAAUAAUAUUCAGUCAGUACCAAUACAAUUUGUACAGCAGGAAAACGUAAAUGCUGUAAAUGAAACAAAUUUUUCAAAUGAUAAUGUUGAUAAACAACCUCAUUUGAAUGUUAACUCAAAUAAUAGUAAUAAGGUUCUUAAACCGAUUCGGCCAGCUCCUGCUCCCCAAAUUAAUUUAAAAAAUAUAAAUUGUGAUCUUACAAAAAAUAGUUUUAAUAGUAAACAACAGUCUGUACAAAAAAGUUCUAAUACUUGCGCGGACACAGUCACAUCUAUAAUUGAUAAUAGAACAAAUAUUUUACCUCCAUCGCAACCACAACGACCUACAACAUUAAAGUUUCGUGAACCAAUUACAAAUGAUUAUCGAUUUCAACAAAAUAAGGCUCAAGAGUCCGCAACUAAUAAGACAAAUAAUGUUCAACUUAAACCAGUUCGCAAGGCUCCAGCACCACCAGUCUCAAUUAUGUCACCAUCGGGUGAUAAUCUAACACCGUUAAGUUCUUCGUCGUCUCAAAAUACUACCACACCUACAACAACAUCAAUAUCUCAAAAAAAUUUAAUAAAUCAGCAAAAUUUUCCAAAUUUCGAUCAUAGUUACAGCUCGUCAAUACAAAGUCCAUUCUCGGAUUCAACUGAAUCUGAAAUUUCAGUUAAUAUUUCUUUAUCACCAACAUCAGAGCGUUCAAGAAUGUCAACGAUAGCGGCAACAACAACUAUUGGACAAAAUGCUCAGCCACAAAUACCAAGAAGGAUAACAUCUAUUACACUUCAACCUGAACCACCAUACACUCGUGAUUUUAUGAUACAAAAUAAUAAUCCUUCUUCUACUCCAUCGCAACGAAGCUAUACAUCAUUAAAUUUAACAUUACGUAAACCAACCAAUACUCCACAAUCUCCGAUCGAUAUCACAGCUGGCCCAGGUUUAUCGUAUUCUAGUUCAAGUUUUGAUGCUGGACUGGGGGUACAAAAAAAUUUUCAUAUAAGCGUUAAUGCAGAAGGCGGUGUAUUUCGGGCAAGUAGCAUAAGGCCAAAAAGUUUUCCUAUGAAACCAAUACCACAUUCUGAAGAAGAAUUUCGAAAUAAUCAACCACCAAAUAUGCUGAGACCAGCGACCUCAGAACAAAAUUUCUAUAAAAAUAUAAUGCAAAGUACUUGUGAUAAAUUUAAUAAAAAUGUUGUAAUUGAUUCACCUUUAAGAGAUAAACAAAAAAAUAAUGUAAAACUUCAAUUAGUUGAACGUCAAAAAGUUCGAAAGGAGCAAUUAAUAAAAGCAAUUGAAAAAAAUCGUAAAAAGUUGCAACAAGUUCAAGAGGAAAUACAUAUUUUAAAAUCACCAGAAACCCCUGGUGAAUCUGAAAGACUGGAUUAUGAUAUUGAAAUUCUGCGUAGUAAUUGUGAGCAUCUUUUUAAUGAAAUUGAAAAUUCAAAAAGAUUAGUUGGUCAACAAAAUUUAUCAAUUGCAAAUGAAUAUAAUAACAGUAGUAGUCAAAUAAGACAAAGGCCACCGCGACCACCACCACCACGGUUAACACAUAUAACGAGUUUACAAUCAGCUAAUAAUGAAACUAUGAUGAAUUCUCCAUCAUCGAUGUCACUCACGUCAUCGUCGUUCUUAUCAUCAAACAUAAACGCUGGAAGAAAUUUAUCUACAUCAGCACCAACAAAUUUGGGUUAUAAUACAGCAACAACAAACAUACAAAAUUUAACUGAUGAAGAUGGUCCACAGUGGUCUUGCAAACAUUGUACAUUCCUAAAUAAUCCAUUAAUGAUUAGAUGUGAAAAUUGUGACUACGAUAGAGAAAUUCCUGGUACAUUAAAUGCUAUUUCAAAUCAUAAUUUAGUUAAUUAUAAUAAUAGUAAUCAUAAUUAUCAUAUGAGCUUUAUUAAUAGUAAUAAUAAUAAUUUGCCUAAUAUUAACAACAAUAAUAAUAUUAUAGGUGGUACGUUAAAUGUUUCAACGAUACCACCAUUAACAACAACAAUGACGGCAACAACAACAUCAACCACAAUAUCAACUAAUUCUGCAGCAUUUGUUGAUAAUACCAGUUUUGAAAAUAAUAAUCUGCCAUCAACUGCUUAUAAUUGCUUAUAACAAAAAUUAAAUAGUUUUAUUUGAAUUUACUUUUAGUUCAUUAUUAUUUUUUUUGUCAAAUUUAUUUUUAAUUUUUAAUAUAAAAUAUGCAUUUUAUUCAGAAAAUCAACAUAAAAAAAUUCUAAACAAAUGAAUAAAUCUUUUAAAAGCACUAAAUAAAUUUACAAUAAAUUGGUAAAGAAUUUUUUUGAAGAUUCUUACAUUUAUUUUCUUAUUCACAUUAAUGACAAUUAAGCAAAGUUUAAUUACAGCGAAUAUUAGAAGCAAAAUCAUUCAUUUGCAGGUUUUUUUGUUUAAAAUUGAAUUUAUAUAGUAGCAAUAAAUUAAUAUGCAUUUUCUUUUUUUUCAUAAAAACAUUUAAUAAUUUUGUGAUAUAAUAUUGUAAAAUAUAGCAAUAAGCAAGUUUUUAAAUAAAUUGGGAAAAAUUAUUAUAUUGUUUUCACAAUUUCCAGUAUGUGAAAAUUAACUAUUAGAAAAAGUGCCCAUAAAACAAUUAGAAAAAUAUAAAGCAACAUUUUUUUUCAUAUUGUAAAACUGCUGUUGAAAACAAUUAUUGCAAAUAUAGCGACACGGAUGGUCUGAAUAUAUUUUAGAAGUUUUGUAAAAAAUGUAAUUCAUGUAUUAUUUGUCCUUCUCUAAACUAAGGCUCUAAACAGUUUUUAAAAAAUUAUUUCAAAUUAGUUCUAAAUUUAAAUUUAGACCAGAACAGUUUAAGAAUGUAAAAAAAGUAAUAUUAAUUUUUAACUUAAAAUUGUUUUGACAAUAAUAUUUUAUUAUUUUUACACAAUUGAAAUCUAUUCUAUUUUCCUCAUGUCGUUUAUGCAUAAUUUUUUGAAAAUUAUGCAUAAAAUCAAGAAUUCUAAUUUUACCGUCCAAUUACUAUAACUAUUAAAAAAUAUACACUAAGUGAACUUUAGAAAAACAAGAGCAAACAAUUUCCAAUGCGACAAAAAAUUUGUAAUUAUAUAACUAAGCUGCUUACUGAAAAUAAAGUUCAAUUCAAUAUCAAAUAUAUUAAAUAAUAUAUAAUAUAAUAUAAAUAAUAUAAUAUAACAUAUAAUUAAUGAACAUCAUCUCUGAAAAUCAUUAUGUGAUAUUAAUCAAAUAAAUAAUUAAAUAGUUUAACUAGCAUAAACAAAGAAAGUAAAGUUGAAAAUAUUUAAAAAAAAAUUGCAUGUUAAUUAUUUGUAAAUUUAAUUAAAUAUUAAAAAAAAUGAAACCGUAAA
Molecule: messenger RNA, 4537 nt
Organism: Condylostylus longicornis
Lineage: Eukaryota; Metazoa; Arthropoda; Insecta; Diptera; Dolichopodidae
Gene: Tab2
Exons: 4
Coding region: 831-3311 (826 amino acids)
Molecular function (GO): ubiquitin binding
Source: RefSeq, a predicted model, not a curated record